AUGGACUCAUCUUCAAAGGGCUUGACGAUGCCAUCCUUUCAGCGAAAAGGUAGCAACAUCCUUAUUCGCCCUACAAGAUACUCGGAUAUUCCCACCAUGGCAAACAUAGCAGCAGCCGUGUAUCGAGACUCGGUUUACAGCGACUUCCUCUGCCCGUAUCGCCAUCAAUAUCCCCACCACUUCAACAGACGCUUCCUACAAAUAUUUCAAGUCCGACAUUUUGACCCUCGCUCAAUUGGCUUUGUAGCCGUGGAGUCUUCCAGUCCCGACAAGCCCGUAGCCUACAUUCAAUUGACUCGUUUGGGAGACGAUGAGCCUGCCAGACGAUUGAUUGCGACCCGGGAUACCCUUUGGCGCAGACUAUUUCACUGGCUGCUUCAGACCCGAAUGUCAAUAGUAAACUAUCUCUGGCCUGACCGGUCCACCGAUCACGAUGCGGCGCGGCAAUUCGACGAAUCAGCUCAGCGGGAUAGCGAAAAGUAUUGGGAAUCUGAUGAGAUGAAGGCCAAAUAUGGGAAUCGCUGGCAUGUCAAGGGUCUUGUGGUUUCCUCGUCGCAUCAACGUCGGGGAAUUGGUCAGACGCUCAUGGCAGAGGCUAUGCAAAGGGCUCAGCAAGAGGAUGUUGUAGUUGGAUUGGAGGCUAGUGCAGACGGAGAGAAGCUCUACCGAUCGCUGGGAUUUGAGAUGCGAGGCCCAUACUCUAUGGUUGUUGGGCCACCAAGGGGAGGACUUAUGAUGUGGACUCCUCAACGGAUGCAAUAG
Messenger RNA from Penicillium cataractarum, 762 nucleotides. RefSeq names its product GNAT family N-acetyltransferase. Bases 1 to 762 code for a protein of 253 amino acids. NCBI's taxonomy places the organism in Eukaryota, Fungi, Ascomycota, Eurotiomycetes, Eurotiales, Aspergillaceae. The record is from RefSeq and is a predicted model, not a curated record. Gene Ontology annotation, molecular function: acyltransferase activity, transferring groups other than amino-acyl groups. The transcript has a single exon.